GGACAAUGGUCUAGGAAAAGCCACACAGCAGAAAACAAAGGAGGGAGGGAGCUGCGGGCACCUCUGCUGCCAGGCUGGGCUGGCCCCCGUGCGAACGCCACGCAAGUCACUCCCGCGGGACGCGGGGGCUGCUCGCCCCGGGCGUGAGAGGCGUUCGGGGCAAGCGGCGGGGCUGGCUGGGGGCUGAACCGGCCGGGCGCCCAGGGCCCCGGAACUGCUGUCACAGACUGGGCCCCUCCUUGGCCGACGCGAAGGGGAAGCUCAGGGCCUGACAGCGGCGGAGGGGCUCGAGCAAAGGGAGCGGUCAAGACUCACUGCCAUGGCCGAGGAACCUGCCACUAUUUGUUUCAAUGAAGAGGAUUUUUACUGUCCCGUGUGCCAGGAGGUGUUCAAAACGCCUGUGAGGACAGUAACCUGCCAACACGUCUUCUGUAGGAAAUGUUUCCUGACAGCAAUCAGAGAAAGUGGAACGCAUUGUCCUCUAUGCCGUGGAACUGUGACUAAAAAAGAAAGAUCAUGUCCCAAAAGGGCUCUAGAUGUUGAAAACAACAUGAAGAAGCUUUCUGGGUGUUGUAGAUGCUGUGAAAAACAGGUUAGGUUUUCUCGCAUGAGACACCAUUAUAAAACAUGUAAGAAGUAUCAGGAUGAAUAUGGUGUUCCUUCUAUUGUUCCAAACUUUCAGAUUUCCCAAGAUUCAACAGGGAACAGUAAUAGGAGUGAUACAUCUACAUUUGAUAACGGAGAGAUGGCUAAUCUUCAGACACUUCAGGGAGAUGCAAGUGCACAUCCCACAUUCAAAUGCCCCCUGUGUCAGGAAACCAACUUUACCCGGCAACACCUACUGGAUCAUUGUAACAAUAGACACCUUUAUCAGAUAGUUCCUGUAAUUUGUCCAAUUUGUGUGUCUCUUCCAUGGGCAGAUCCCAGUCAGGUUACUAGAAAUCUUGUUAGCCAUCUAAAUCUAAGACACCAGUUUGACUAUGGAGAAUUUGUGAAUCUUCAGCUUGAUGAAGAAACCCAGUACCAAAAUGCUGUUGAAGAAUCUUGUCACGUGACUAUUUAAAGUGUAGGUCCUCUGCAUCUUACUGCACUCUGAGGGAAAAGCUACAUGAAUCCAAUCAGUAAUCUGAAAUGUAUAUUAAUAAAAAGGGAAUUCAGUAUCUGUUUUUUUAGGUUAAAUAACUUUUCCAAGAACAAGAGUUUUUAAAAUGCUUUUUGAUUAGACAAAAAUGGAGUGAAUUUUACUACUAGAUUUUUUUUUAAUUCUACAUAAUUGAUCGUACAGCUAUUGGAAAGGUGUUAAGUCAUUUUACUGAGUAGAGUUCUUUUACUUUAAGUAGGGACCUUGGUGGAGCUAUUCACUGGUGUCUUUUGAUUUCUGUGUACAUUUUCAUGGUUUUGUUGAUCUUGCAGUUAUAUUUUUGUUAAUGCCAAAUUCGGGGCGGAGGGUGGGAAUCAGAUGCAAAGAUGCUGUAUUGCACUUUGCUUUUUAUAGUCAGGGUUUCAUUUGCAAAAUUAUAUCCUCGGGAGAAUAUUUGUGUGUAACUUUUGUUUAAAGCUGAAGUGAUAUUUUUACUACCAUAAUUUCUAAUAAUAAAAGUGAGAAUGGCCAAUUUGGAAAGUUGAAAUAGUUGUUUUCAAUAGUGCAGCAUUUUAAAGCAGAUUGGUUUCACUUACAUCACUAAGAAGGAGUGGUAUAUCAUGGCCUGAGGGAAAUUAUUUCUAUUUUGUUAUUUCUCUGGUGUAUCACUAAAAUAGGACAUUUUGCUUCCUGGGCGGAGAGGCUAUGAGCUCUUCCCACACACCCUGCAAACUGGUGGGGAGAGGAAGUGCUUUGUGUCACUUGACAGUGUGCCUUGUGAAUGAUUUAAAGAUAACAUGCAAAGGAAAAAAAGUGUGUCUUUUUGAUAAAAAGGCCAGAGUAUUUUGCCUUUAUACAUUAUUUUUCUUGUUAGUUACAUCAGAAAUCCAGGUUGUGUCUACCAUGAAAAACAGGGAAGACAUUAAACUUGAAAACUGGUAGGAUUAGGACAUAACUGGUAUCAAGGCAUUGAUAUAUGUUUUGUCAGUCAUUAUUUAAAAUUUUAACAUGUGUUGUAAACCUGAAUAAGCAGUUGAGAGGAAAAAAAAUCUUGCUAAGAAGAUUCACUACCUCCAUAUCUUACGCUAAGGGCUGCGAAAGUUCCUAUUCUAGUUCUCCCUUCCUGCAAGAUGACGUCCAACAAAAACAGGGAAGGCAAGACUUGAUAUUCCCACAAUUUUAAAAACACAAACUUUUAUUUUUAAGUUUGGACCUUUAUAAAUAAGAACCCAAAAGCCCUAUUUUGUUCCCUUGCAUGUCCCUUAAGAAAUGGCUUUAUCAGGUGUAUGGAGAAUUCCCAAGCCUGGGAGAAAUAGGAUGUUUCCAAAUACUGUAGUCAAUUGGGACACAAUGUUUUCCCCCUAACACAUAUUCCUAACUGUCAUUAUUGUACAUCGGUGUUGUGUACAUAAAAAAGAGAAUAUCCAGUAAUUUUGCUGUGCAGUUAGUGAUCUGAGUAAUGGUAUUGUCUAAGCACAAGCAACAGUACAAAUGGCAUUCAGGUGCCUAACUCAUUUGUGCCUUUGGAAAACCUCCCCUUAAAAGGUAUGUGAUGCUAUUUCCAAACGAAGUAAUCUGGAGAAUGCAAUGCAUUUUCCUUAAGUGCUUCAUAUUCCAGAUCUAUCCAGACUGGAAUGUAUGUAAAGAACAGAACCUACAGUGUAAGGAUUUUCAAAGUUGAAACCUAAUUCUGUGGUCCAUUCAUGGAGGGGGAGGGAGGGAGAGGGCAGUAUAUAGAGCUAUAAUGCGGAUAUAUAAUAAUUAUUUGAAAUGUUUAUUCUCUAUUUGAAAGUGUAAACAGAUAGUAUACUAUCUCUCCUGCUGGCUUAAAUUGCCAAAAAUGUAGAGGAAUAGGCUAUUUCACAGAUCCCCUAAAGUUCUAGCCUGUUUACAAUAUCUUAAAAUGUGAGGGAGGGGGGUUAAAUUUCAAGAUAUUCCGCUGCUAAAAAGUUUGUGAUUUUUAAAAAAAAAUAAAAGUUCAGAACAUGCUAACUCUUCUACUGUGAACACUUCUGAUAGAAUUUUUUUAUUUUUCAAAGUUCAGUUAUGAAUACAUUUGUUCUCAGAGUCAACAAAAUACUAAUAUAGUGGAGAUGGCAAUAAAUGCCUAGAGCCAAUACAGAUUAUUUUGAAUCAUUCUGAGAUCAACACCUGAUUGACUCUGAACAAGCCAUUUCAGCUACCUGAACAUGUCUUGAGAACUCUAGUUUAAAUUACUUGUGUUUUAAAACACUAACUCAGAGACUCAAAUCCUUCUACUGUUACAGCAAUAAUUAAUAGUUCACAUUUGAUGUGAUUGUUGAAAUAAAAUUUUAGUAGAGUUUAAAUGUUUUGAGACUUGAAUUCAUAUUUUAAAAAUAACAUCCUUUUGCAGUAUGUUACAAGGAAUUUAAUCUUUGAACAGUAAUUUUCAUUUAUUGCAUUCUAUUUUGUGUAUUUAAAUGCAGUAUACAAAUCCUUAAUGCCUGGGAUGUUUUCCCUAUUUUGCAUAUGGUAAACUGUAUAUUGGCAAAUCUUCCUUGUUUAAGUUUUUAUAUUUUUAUUAUGGUGAGACAUCCUCCAACUACAUUUUUUAGAUAACUGAUGAAUGACAAGAAAAUAAGCAGUUUGGUCAGAUAUUAUACUGCCGUUGUCAUUCUCUUUUCCACUCUGCAUCUCAAAUGUACCCAUGAGGAGGCUGUAUAUUGGUAAUGGGUAAUGAUUGCAGUAAAGUGUGCAAAUUUUAUUGGAAGUGUGCGGUUGAGAAACCCUUUUAUUAACACAUUCUAAAUGUACUGAUGUUGAAGACAGGUGUCUGAUGCUUGAAUUGUACCUUCUUGGUUUUCUAUUAAAACACUUUAUUUUC
Molecule: messenger RNA, 3926 nt
Organism: Trachemys scripta elegans
Lineage: Eukaryota; Metazoa; Chordata; Testudines; Emydidae
Gene: RNF138
Product: ring finger protein 138
Exons: 8
Coding region: 320-1063 (247 amino acids)
Source: RefSeq, a predicted model, not a curated record